AUGCUCAACCAAACCACAGAAAUGGUUUUCUUUCUUCUGGGAUUCUCUGAUACCCGGCAGCUACAGAUUUUACACUUUGUGAUCUUCCUUCUGCUUUAUUUGACAAGCAUCAUGGGAAAUCUUCUCAUCAUCAUACUAGUAGCUCUCAACCACCACCUUCACACACCCAUGUAUUUUUUCCUGGUCAAUUUAUCCAUUGCAGACAUUGGCAACAUCUCAGUGAACAUUCCCAAAGCCAUGAGCAAUUCUCUCAGAAAUACCAGGCUCAUUUCCUAUACAGAAUGUGUUUCCCAAGUCUUUUCUCUCAUCUUCUUUGCACUGACUGACCUGUUCCUCCUCACCAUCAUGGCUUAUGACCGAUACAUUGCGAUAUGCAAUCCACUACGAUAUGAAACAGUAAUGAAUAGGGGAACCUGCAUCCAAAUGGCAGCUGGUGCAUGGAUCACCGGCAUGUUCUAUGCUGCCUUACAUAUCCAUGGCACCUUCUCAAUAACCUUCUGCUCCAAUGUCAUUAACCAAUUCUUCUGUGAAAUUCCACAGCUGCUCAAACUGUCCUGUGACAACAAUUAUUCAGUGGAAUUUGGGGUCAAUAUAUUUGGUGCAGGUAUAGCCUUUGGCUGUUUUGUCUUCAUUCUUUUUUCUUAUGUGCAAAUCUUCACCAAUGUGCUAAGAAUCCCCUCUGGGCAAGGAAGGAAGAAAGCUCUUUCUACCUGCUUGCCCCACCUCAUUGUUGUCUCUUUGUUUAUCAUCACAGGCACCCUUGCCUAUGUGUGCCCCACAUGCAAAGCUCCCAAAGAUGUGGUUAUGAUGAUUGCUGUCCUAUAUUCCAUGUUACCACCCAUGAUGAAUCCGGUGAUCUACAGCAUGAGAAACCAAGAGAUUAGAUCUGCGCUGUCCAAACUUUUGAAGGGGAGACGAUGUUGCAAGCACCAAAUGUCUGUUAUUCUUUUUUUAGCAUGA
This is a messenger RNA of Gekko japonicus, 960 nucleotides long. RefSeq names its product olfactory receptor 14A16-like. Bases 1 to 960 code for a protein of 319 amino acids. Gene Ontology annotation, cellular component: membrane. NCBI's taxonomy places the organism in Eukaryota, Metazoa, Chordata, Lepidosauria, Squamata, Gekkonidae. Gene Ontology annotation, molecular function: odorant binding; G protein-coupled receptor activity; olfactory receptor activity. The transcript has a single exon. The record is from RefSeq and is a predicted model, not a curated record. Gene Ontology annotation, biological process: G protein-coupled receptor signaling pathway.